GUUUUGAUUUGUUUAUUAUCCUAGCCUUGCCCUCUCACAAGGGAUGGACCCGUGGAAGACGAUUUGCUGGCUGUGAUGUAACCACACAGCGGCACAGCAGGGCUGAGUCGACUACUAAUUUACCCCACCGAACCGGCGUUUGAAGAGGCAGCAAUGUGCGACAAUGAGUGUAAGCUGACAGGAAGCAAUUCGAUUACAAAGCUGACAGCUAGAGUCUGGGGUUCAUCUAAAUUUCAGCCUCGGAAACUCUCUUCUCCACUACAAUACCAUGGGACAGAUGAAUCUGGAAAUGUUCAAGGAUCCGCAGUCUGCAAAUUGCCGCAAUAGGCGAGCAAGAUUGCGAAGAGAAGGUGUUACUGGAUCCUGUAAGACACGCUCAGCAACGGCACAACUCUCCUUCGUCGAGAACUUUCUGCUCCUCCGGACCUCCCGGAAAUGCCAAAAAACUCUACUCCUUCCUCCUACAGUUAAAAAGGUCCUCGCUUCAGAGCCCUCAACCCAACAACACCACCCCACACAACCACCAGCUCGUAUACUUCACACUUAUUCAACCCUCAUAUGCAUGGCGGAAGACCAAGCUUCCUCAAUGAAUACGAUAUCGAGCACAAAACGCCAUUUGGGCAUUAUAGCACUUGCUGAUAGGAUGCUCUUAUCAGUGAUCAGGAAUAGGAGAGCAAAUCAAGAAACAUCCUCCCUCUACCGUGUGCAUCGAUCCACACAAUUGAUUAUGCAAAGAAACGUAACUCCUCCAAGGUGCCAUACACUCAAAAGGUUGAAAGGAAUCCUCUCUACCCUCACUCCCGGCAUACCUCGCAGCCUCGCCGAGGAGUGAAACUUAUGCAGGCUUCCACUCAAAAUGCCUCUUCCCCGUCACCGGCACCUGGUAAUCCGUAUCCAGCUUCCCAUCCAUCUCCUUACUAUCAUACAUAUGCUGCCAUCUCA
Messenger RNA from Hyaloscypha bicolor E, 942 nucleotides. RefSeq lists its product as uncharacterized. The transcript has 3 exons. Lineage: Eukaryota; Fungi; Ascomycota; Leotiomycetes; Helotiales; Hyaloscyphaceae. The record is from RefSeq and is a predicted model, not a curated record. Bases 269 to 832 code for a protein of 187 amino acids.